CCGUGAAUAUCUGAGCAGUCUUGAAUGUGCGUGUUUGUGUCUUGUACGCGGGAUAUUCACCUGCACUAAUAGCUCCAGGGAUUACCAUUUAUCUGUAAUAUUUCGCCAAAUAUAAUUAGAAUAAUCUGUCGUGCUGUCGCUGAAGCAGUCAUUAGGAAUAUAUUCAAGAACCUGCGCUCACUGUGUCUUCAUGUCAACAUUUAUUUGUUCGUUUGUGGGGGGCGUGGCCAUAACAGCAUGUAGAGAAUGACAUCAGGUAGAGAAAUAGAGUCGAUUUCAAUCAUCUUCUGACACCACCCACUUCCCCUCCUGCUGAGUUCACCCUGUUAGGUGUGUGAUGAGCGGCAUCUCGUGUGCCAGUGUGAUACAGAGUUUUGUAGAAGAGGGCGGGACUAGUGUGUUAACAACAGCUCCUCCCUCAUUACCUGACCACGCCCCCAGAAAUGCUCCAGCCCCUCCGCCUGCUCCACCCUUGCCCGUUGCUGUGGAAAACCCCACGCAGAGGAAGAGGAGGGUGCGAAGUUUCUACUGGAAGCCGAUUCCAGAGGAGCGCGUUAAACAACAUGACGGGCGAAACAUCUGGACGCUCGGACGCCACAGCAGAGAACCGUUGUUCCGCAUCGAUGUCAGAGCCAUCGAGGAACUGUUCGGACAACAUGACGACAUGCUGUCGCCCACGGCAACCAGCAUCAAGAGACCCGUUUCUGUGAAAGAUGUCAGAGAGCAGAUAGCCAUCCUGGACUCCAAGAGAAGCAUGAAUAUCUCCAUUUUCAUUAAACACUUCAAAAAGUCCAGUGAAUGUCUUGUGGAUGAUAUUCAUCGUGGUAACAGUGAUGUGUUCAGUGUGGAGUCUUUGAGAGAGCUGCUGAAACUCCUGCCAGAUGAUGACGAGGUGAAGAAACUCAAGAUGUUCAAUGGAGAUCCUAAACACCUGACAGAAGCUGAUGCUUUCAUAUACCAGCUCAUCCAUGUGCCCAGGUAUGAAGUCCGUAUAGAAGCUCUGCUGUUAAAGGAAGAGUUUAACCCCUCAUUUACAUCUAUGAAACAUGAUAUCAACAUCAUUCUGGCUGCUAUUAAAGAGUUGUUGAACUGUGAGGAGCUACACAGUGUGCUUCAUUUAGUGCUACAAGCAGGAAAUAUCAUGAAUGAUGGUGGAUAUGCUGGGAAUGCAGUGGGGUUCAAACUCUCUUCUCUACUCUCAUUGGCUGAUACUAAAGCAAACAAACCCAGAAUGAACCUGCUACACUUUGUCGCUUUGGAAGCUGAGAAGAAAGAUCUGUUGAUGUUUCCAGAGAAACUUCUUCAUGUUGAGAAUGCAUCACGUGUGUGUGUUGACAGUAUUCAUGUCGAGUUGAGCGCUCUGAGCAGCAGAAUUCAUCAGAUGGAGGAAAACAUCCACACAGAUCAUGAGCUACUGAUACAGCUGCAGGCAUUCCUACAGAGUGCUGGUGAAUCUCUGGUGAAUUUGAGGGUCAGUCUUGAUGAAAUGGUGAAUGAAGGAAACACACUGAUUGAUUUCUUUUGUGAAGACAAAGAAACUUUCAAACUGGACGAGUGUUUCCAAAUCUUCCAGAAUUUCUGCUCCAAAUUCAGGAAAGCAGUUCAGGAGAACGUGGAGCGAGGGAUGUGGGAGGAGUCUCGGCGCAAGCGUCUCCAAGAGUUGGAGAACAAGCGUCACUCGUGGGCGGGGCAUGAGGGAAAGGGCGGAGUCUUCGGCCUUUGCUCCAGUAGUGAGGCAGAUAUGGAGGCGGCUUUAAAGAGGGAGGGGCUUCUGGAUCUACUCCAGACGAACCCGCAAAGUCCACUGUGUCGCUUUGGGAGUGUCCGUCGGUCAUGGCAACACAAAGUCAAAACCAAAUCGGCAAACCACCACAACAUGAACAUUGCACUCAUACUUCCUCCGAUACACACUCUCUCCAUCGCACACUCUACUAUAAACACUGCUUCAAACUCACACUUUAUUAAUGACGCCAACAUAAACACACACUCAAACACCAGCGCUCUUGGCGACAAUGGAAACCACACUCACAACAGUAUUCCCAAUUGCAAAUCUGACCAGGACUACAAAACAUCGUCGAACUUGGAGCCAGAGAACCAAAAUAAGAUAAAGGAAACACAAGAAGACAACCUUCAAACACAAACAAAGCCUCAGGACACUCCAAACUUGACAUCUGACCCAUCACAAGCUGGCCUAAACCAAUCAGAAAGCCCACCUAGAGAUGAUGAAAGUGUCCAUUCCAACUCUCAACAUACAAAAGACCUUCUAGAAUCCCUCAAAACCAGCAGUAGACCUUCUCAAUUGGUCCAAACAAGCACUAGUAGAUCUUCCACCAAAACACUUGGAUCUAAACACAAAUCAUCUGCUAACUCACUUUCUACGUCCAAACCUUCUUCUACGAAAUCACCUUCUACAUCCAAACCUUCGUCUACGAAAUCACCUUCUACGUCCGAACCUUCUACUAAAUCACUUUCAACGUCCAGACCUUCUUCUACGAAAUCACCUUCUACAUCCAAACCUUCUUCUACGAAAUCACCUUCUACAUCCAAACCUUCUUCUACGAAAUCACCUUCAAUGUCCAAACCUUCGUCUACGAAAUCACCUUCUACGUCCAAACCUUCUUCUAUGAAAUCACCCUCUACGUCCAAACCUUCUUCUAUGAAAUUACCUUCUACGUCCAAACCUUCUUCUACGAAAUCACCUUCUACAUCCAAACCUUCUGCUACGAAAUCACCUUCUACGUCCAAACCUUCUUCUGUGAAAUCACCUUCUAUGUCCAAACCUUCUUCUGUGAAAUCACCUUCUAUGUCCAAACCUUCUUCUAUGAAAUCACCUACGUCUAAACCUCCUUCUACGAAAUCACCUUCUACAUCCAAACCUUCCUCAUCUUCUACUAAACCGAAGUCCUUUCCACAGGGCUCCAUUCGCACUCUGACCUCCUCUGAGACACAAAGUUUGAGGAAAUUUGUUCCUAUCAGUCAUCUCAGUUCUUCUGGCCCACAAAAUCAAGAACACAAAGUUCUGAGUCGAAGUUCCCUCAAUAGUUCCAGUGCCAAAAAGCGACAAGCGGUUCGACCGCCACCAGAGGAGAAGAUGUGUCGCUCUACGUUACGUGCCCUCGCCACUCCUAUCCCUCAAAACUCCACAAACAAAUCCGCAAACAAACCCGCCCCCAGCUUCGCACGCAACACUGUUGCAUCCACCACACGUCAUGCAGUCGUUCCUGGAAACCCGUCGGCUGGAAGACCUGCACUGACCCGCACAGCAUCACUCAGACUUUCUCAGGCUCUUGGGAAACAGCAGACUCCCGCGAGCAUGCUCAGUAGAGCCAGAAGUAUUCAUCUGACGCCCCCUGCUGGCCAUCUGAGGAAGAGCAGCAGCAGUGCCAUCUCUGAAAACUCUGUCUUUUCACGUGAAUUACAUAUAAAAUCUGUGAAGCAAGUCUGGAGAUAGAAAGAGCAACCUGGUCUCAUAGAAUCAAAUUACUAUGAAUUUUAUGUGUCUCAUUGUCGUAUCGUGGCAGUUUCCUGUUUGAAAUGAACACUAGAGGCGCUACAACAACAAUGACUUUUAUUCACUUCCACACAAAUCACGAAUAAAAUGGCUUAUUAUUAGUCCAUAAUCACUUUUCGCUCCGUUCCUCACACAGUGCUAUCUUAUGACAUCUAAACACCUUUACUAUAGCGCAUGACUUAUUUUAAUAUUUGUAUUACAUAACCAAAUACAUUAACAAGCUUGUUCGAGUGUGAUCAAAUUGCCCCGUAGCUCAACUGAUAGAGCAUUGCACUUGUGAUGUAAAGGAGCAGGGGUACGAGUCCUGAAGAGCAUGCGAGUCGACACGUGAGCCCAAAGUGUCAUAAAAGCACCACGAAAUGACGUGAAUUGUGUUUUUCAUCAGGUUUAAGGUUUAGGGUAGGGAGGUCGAUUUUGUUGAUUAAAAACCUCCCUUUAACUCGCUUUUAGUGCCACUCAGUGGGCAUAUCACCUCUGAACUGAUGUGAUGCGCGCAAUGAACUGCUUAAUGUCAUUUUGCAAAAAACCCUUCUUCUAAGAAAUCACCUUCUACACCCAAACAUUCCUCAUCUCCUACUAAACCAAAGUCCUCUCCACAGAGCUCCAUUCACACUCUGACCUCCUCUGAGACACAAAGUUUAAGGAAGGUUUUUCCUGUCAGUCGUCUCAGUUAUGCAAGCAAUCAAUAAUACUAAUCAGAUGUUUCUAUUUUUUAUUGAUUUAUCAUGUAUUGUGACAUUAUUAACUGUCCUGGAAAAUAAAUAUUUCAACACAUAAUUAAUUGUGUAUCUUGGUAAUAUAUUUUAAUUAAUUUUAUAAUAAAUAUUAAUUUUAAACUAUAUAUAGUUUUGAUCACAAUCAAUUAGACAUUGUUUUUAGAAAUUAAUCAUACAAUGGAAUCAAAUUCUAAACUGUUUGAGAUGGGAUAUUAUACAUGUUUUCUUAUUUGUUUUAUUUAAUUUGAAGGAAAUAUAUGUUUUUAUUAAACUGAACAACUAGUAUGUGGAUGUAUUCAUUUGACACUAAAUUUAAAAUAUAGAUGCAAGCGGCAAUUACAGGGCCAGGCCCUAAAGCCAUUUUCUAAGCACAAUGCAAAGAACUCUGG
Messenger RNA from Myxocyprinus asiaticus (Chinese sucker), 4616 nucleotides. RefSeq names its product FH2 domain-containing protein 1. The record is from RefSeq and is a predicted model, not a curated record. The coding region runs from base 338 to 3451 and encodes 1037 amino acids. Lineage: Eukaryota; Metazoa; Chordata; Actinopteri; Cypriniformes; Catostomidae. The transcript has 12 exons.